Messenger RNA from Amphimedon queenslandica, 1132 nucleotides. Its product is annotated as erythrocyte band 7 integral membrane protein-like. Gene Ontology annotation, cellular component: plasma membrane. NCBI's taxonomy places the organism in Eukaryota, Metazoa, Porifera, Demospongiae, Haplosclerida, Niphatidae. The record is from RefSeq and is a predicted model, not a curated record. Bases 82 to 972 code for a protein of 296 amino acids. The transcript is spliced from 8 exons.
CCUCAGUAUAUCUCCGCAUUCUUUCUCUACAAGGGGCAGGGAAAGGUCAAGGGAUCUUGUUUUUUGUCUUUUUCGUUAGAAAUGGCAACUGAAGACCAGCAGAUUGUAAUGGAGAGCCAACCACAGCAGCGUGCUGAGCUCAAUGUAGACGAGUCUGAUGUUGGAGUAGUCUAUUACAUAAUGGCUGGGAUCUCCUUCAUCUUCAUAAUACUGUUCUUUCCUUUCUCCCUACUCUACACAAUCAAAAUUGUUACUGAGUAUGAAAGAGCUGUUAUACUGAGAUUGGGACGAUUGUCCUCAAGGAAAGCUAAAGGACCUGGUUUAUUUUUUGUCAUUCCUUGCACUGAUACUGUCAAUAAAGUUGAUCUGAGAACAAUCUCGCUGGACAUACCACCACAAGAGAUUCUUACCAAAGACAGUGUGACAGUCCGUGUUGAUGCUGUUGUGUUCUACCGAGUGUACAACCCAACAAUGUCUAUCCUAAAUGUUGAAAACGUCAAUUCUGCUACUUACUUUGUAGCUCAGACGACCCUAAGGAACGUACUGGGAACUAAGAAACUCUCUGAGUUACUGACAGACCGUGACGCUAUUGGUGAUGAGAUGCAGCAAAUUUUAGACGAGGCAACAGAUCCAUGGGGUGUUAAAGUAGAGCGCGUUGAAAUUAAGGAUGUCAGUCUUCCCCAGCAGCUGCAGCGAGCAAUGGCUGCUGAAGCAGAAGCCUCUCGUGAAGCCCGUGCUAAAGUGAUAUCUGCCGAAGGUGAACAGAACGCUUCUCGUGUGUUACGUGAUGCUGCUAACAUUAUGGACGAGAGCCCCGCCUCCUUGCAGCUACGAUACCUCCAGACUCUCAACACCAUUGCUGCCUACAAUAACCACACCUACGUGUUCCCUCUGCCUGUUGAUCUUAUGAUGAAGCUAGUCUCGGGGGUAACCGCUAAUAAUCAACAAGGAGGGGGCGGGGAUCAAAAGUGAUGGGCAUUAAUUAGAGUUGAGCCGUACACGUCCAUCCGCACUGACUUAAGUUAAUGUAGUGAACUAUUAUUAAUAGUUGUUUUUGCUUAUUAUUGUCUUUUGUCUCGUAUGCACUUUCCUUUUAAAAAAUAUAUCAUUUUUGAAAACCAUGAUCAUGACA